Messenger RNA from Cuscuta epithymum, 770 nucleotides. Lineage: Eukaryota; Viridiplantae; Streptophyta; Magnoliopsida; Solanales; Convolvulaceae. The record is from the annotation of a GenBank genome assembly.
GCCGUUUUGGCUAUAUCUUCUUCUGUUGUCUUUGCACACGACCCCAGCCCUUUGCAAGACAUUUGCGUUGCCGAUCUCAAUUCAACUGUAUUGGUGAAUGGGUUUGUUUGCAAGAAUCCGGCGGCCGUCGUAGCCGACGAUUUCCGAUUCCAGGGUUUAAACAUUCCCGGAAACACCUCAAACCAGCUGGGAGUGGCAGUGACCGCCGUGAACGUAAACAACCUCCCCGGAUUGAACACUCUCGGCACCUCACUCGCCCGAAUAGAUUUUGCGCCGAGAGGAGUGAACCCUCCCCACACCCACCCCAGAGCCACCGAAGUCUUUGCUCUCCUGGAAGGCACGGUCGACGUCGGGUACGUCCUCUCCAAUCCGCCGCCGGGAAUGCAGAAUCGCCUUAUCGCGACGAGAUUGAACGCUGGAGAUGUUUUUGUGUUUCCGCAGGGCCUCAUCCACUUCCAAUUCAACGUUGGAGAAACGCCUGCCCUUGCCUUCUCAGGGUUCAAUAGCCAGAAUCCAGGGGUGAUUACUAUCGCCAACGCCGUCUUUGGUUCCGAUCCGGCGAUCGACCCGGAUGUUCUGAUUAGGGCUUUCCGAUUGAGCGGCCGUCAGAUCCAGCGUCUCCAAACUCAAUUCUGGCCCAGCAAUAAUACCUAAUGGAGUAACUAGUAGUCUAAUACGGAGUACUUAUACGGACUUUAUUAUUAUUAAGGAGUAUAAUAAAAAAUAAACAAUAAUUAAUAAGGAAUAAAUCUCACUUUUGGUCAUACGAG